Molecule: messenger RNA, 747 nt
Organism: Hermetia illucens (black soldier fly)
Lineage: Eukaryota; Metazoa; Arthropoda; Insecta; Diptera; Stratiomyidae
Gene: Bin1
Product: histone deacetylase complex subunit SAP18
Exons: 2
Coding region: 208-663 (151 amino acids)
Biological process (GO): negative regulation of DNA-templated transcription
Cellular component (GO): nucleus
Molecular function (GO): transcription corepressor activity; transcription factor binding
Source: RefSeq, a predicted model, not a curated record
CAUCAUUCCUACAAUGUUAGCAGUUGGCUGCCUUGAGUAACAAAUAAAUGUCAAAGAACUUUUUGGCCGUUCAAUUGAUUACUUGUCAAGCAUUGGCUGGUUUGGCCGCUGGGGCAGUUUCUUCAAUUGUUACUUAGAUUGGCAAGCUGCAGUAUCAACCGGGCGGCAGUGUACUUGUUGUUUGAGUACAGAAAUAAAUAAUAAAGAAUGGCAAACGUGGAGUCUAUGAUUGUGGAAGAAAAGCCGCCACCACCGAAGCAAGUCGACCGGGAAAAGACAUGCCCACUUCUGCUGCGAGUUUUCUGUUCAACCGGUCGUCAUCACUCUGUCGCAGAAUAUGCACACGGGAAUGUUCCAGCGAACGAAUUACAAAUCUACACAUGGCAAGAUGCCACCCUCAGCGAGUUGACAUCCCUUGUUCGCGAAGUAAAUCCAGACACACGCAAAAAAGGAACAUAUUUCGACUUCGCAAUAGUUCGGCCCGAGACACGCACUAAUCAGUAUCGCAUGCGUGAAAUUGGAGUCACAUGUUCCGGAAUGAAGGGCGUCGACGAUUCAAAAACUCUCGCACAAUGCAAUUUCUGCAUUGGAGAUUAUAUGGACAUUAAUAUUACACCACCGAAUCGAAUUCCUCCGCCCCUACGUCGCCCGCGUCCGUACUAAUAUUAAGAGUGUGUAAGUUCUUUGUAGAUUGUAAAGCGAAUGUUCAGAAACGAAGGUAAAAAUAAAACGGCGAUGAUUCAAAUA